UUUUGCUGCAGUUCUUGACACGAUCUUUGGUUUUUCAUCGCGUUUUGGCCUUUUUCCUUUACGGAUUUCUUUCCAAGGAGGCGUUUCAGCUGUUUUAAACAUGGAAAACUAUGAAAAAAUCAAAAGUAUAGGCCGUGGAGCGUAUGGAACCGUUUACCUUUGUAGAAGAAAAUGUGAUGGUCGUCAUGUCAUCAUCAAGGACAUUCCGGUCGAACAAAUGACUGGAGAAGAAAGGAGGGCCGCUUUAAAUGAAGUUCAUGUUCUGCAGAUGUUAAAACACCCUAAUAUAAUCGCUUAUUUCGACAGUUUCUUCGGAGAAACUUCUUUUAUGAUCGCAAUGGAAUAUGCCCAAGGUGGAACUUUGCAUAAUCUUAUCGAGGAACGCGAAGGCAAACUUUUGGACGAAGAAGAGAUUAUUCGACUGUUUGUGCAGAUUUUGGUAGCAAUUUAUCAUGUGCACAAACAAAAAAUCCUUCACAGGGAUCUUAAAACACAGAAUAUCCUACUGAACAAAACACGGAAGGUUGUGAAGAUAGGCGAUUUCGGCAUUUCGAAAGUGUUGAGCAGCAAAAGUAAGGCUCACUCUGUCAUCGGCACUCCAUGUUACAUUUCGCCUGAGCUGUGUGAGGGUAAGCCGUAUAAUCAAAAAAGUGACAUUUGGGCUCUUGGCUGUGUGCUUUAUGAACUAGCAACACUAAAAAGAGCUUUUGAGGCGUCUAAUCUGCCUGCUCUUGUGCUGAAAAUCAUGAAAGGAAACUUCAAUCCCAUAUCUGAAAGAUACAGUGAGGACAUGAAGAAUCUUGUUCUAAGCAUGUUACAAGUUGAUCCUGCCAAGAGACCGACCCUUCCACAGAUCAUGGCACAGCCUCUGGUAGUAAAUGCACUGUUCAAUAUGGGCACUGACAUUGGGCGAGUGCCAUGUAACAGAACUCCAAGACCUGUUGCAGGGAUAUCUGGUAAUGCUACCAUUCUUGAUUGUAUUGUAUAAUUAGCAAUUAAUGUAUGAGGCUGAGUAGGAUAUGAAGAAUUAAGCAGAUCAAGGAGGGUGUUAUCUACCAAGGUCGAAGGCCGAGGUGGAUAACAGUCUCCGAGAUCUGCUUAAUUCUUCAUAUCCUGCGAAAGCCUAUUUCAUUAAUUGUUUUAUUAUUCAUUCAAAUUAUUUCCUAGUGUAAAAACAUAGCUAAAACAUGCCUACCUGCAUCAAUGUUAAGUUCAUCUUCGAUAGUGUACGUUUAGGUUUGUCCAGCUCCGCAAAUAUUCUCCAAAUAGCAGAUGUCGCCCUCCGAGUUGUCUUCUUGCUGUUUUUGCCAUGUUUUUAGUUAUUAUUUCGCCUAGUUCCAGCUGCAGUUCUUACUCUUGAAACGAGUGAAAUGUCCGCCUUUUUUUCACGACCAAAACAACUCAACCUCGUCCCCAGGUCUUCUUGGUUAACGGUGCCUUAACCUGUAGAAGGCUGCAUUUUUGACAUCAUUUCCUCGUUAAACACAAAAUUCUUCCAAAUAUGGUCAUCAGUAACUGGUUAUGGUGAAUUAUGCGUGUGCUCGUAGCCAAUCAGAAUUGGGGAAAUAUUUUGAAUGAAUAAUAAUGUGUUUUAUAAGAUGACUGGUUCAGCAUGCAUAUAAUAAAGCGAAUUCUACUUUCUGAUUGACUACCUGAAUGGGCCAGAUGGGCCUAACUUGCUUGCUCCAGAUUCCCACUUUAUCCCGCAAGAACAGAUUUUGUUUGGGCCAUAUGCUUUAAUAAUUCCUUUAUUGACCAAGCCUGUUUUCAGUCAAGAUGGCUGGCAUACUGGCCUCAUUCCAUUUAUGUAACUUUUUUUUAAAAGACCCAAACUUCCUCUUGGUUCAUAAAAAUACAAUAGAAGAACAUCAGGGAUCCAUAUUUGCAAUCGUCCGGCCGACUUCCGACUACAGUCUCGUACGGACGAUUAAGAUAACUUCAUAAGUCGUCCUUUGGAUGAGUGAGGUUUUGUUAGGCCAGAAAAUCUUGUAAAAAUUCUUAGAUGAUUUUAUCAGUCAUUCUCUCAUAGUUAGUUUUCCUUUAGUCCCUCAAUAAGUCGUGGGGGUACGAUGUUGGUAACUGUUGACUAUGAUUCAGUGGCGUUUGUUCUAAGUUAGUACACCAAUUCUCUAAAGUGUGUCGUUGAUAGUAGUCUGUAGAAAAUAUUAAAAAUCAAUAAAAUAUUAUUAUAGUGAUUAACCCUGGCAUUCUCAUGCCCUGUAUAUUUGAUUAUUAUAUGUAAGCAUAAAAAGAGUAAUGAGAAUUUUGGUUUUGGUCACUGUCAGAGUUUAUACAGUGUAUAUAAAUAUUCCUUCUAUUGUUUGCUGUCAUAAGUAAAUAAAACUGUCUUAACAUGUCGAUUACUGUAUCACUUUGCUUUCAAAGCUGCCAUUCCUCCUACUCGUGCUAGAUCUUCAAGUACCAACAGACCUACAGGUACGCAAAUCUAUCGCACAAGUUCUUCAAAGUCAGCAUCUCUUUCCCUGGAUGGCCUUUCUGAUAUGGAUGCAUAUUCCACUAAGCCACUUGAGCCCAGGUAUUUAGUGUACCACUGGGGUGGCGGUAUCACCACACCCACUAAGCUACAACUUCCGCAACAUGACUCUGAUGUAGUGCAGGUCGCAUCUGGAAGAACAAUGAAGACAGGAGUGACAGGCGGUGGCCGUGCAAUCAUCUGGGAUUCAAACAAGAAAGCAAUGGAUGUGUCGUCAGAUGUUACUGCAGACAGAAAGAAGUUACUGGAGGAUCUUUGGCUACCAAAGUUUCUUGAGGGGCAGUCUGGGGUGACAAUUGUCCAGGUGUCCUGUGGAGAUACGUUUGCAGCUUGUUUGACAGGUACAUUGUGUAUUAUAAUUACAGAGCUUUCCAUCUUGAAUGCAGUCAAAUUUAAUAUUUUUGAUGGCAAGGCUCUUUAGGUGAGGCAGCACACCAUUCUGUACAAUAGCGGAAAAAUGCCAAGAUUUGUUUGGAUGUAAGAACCGAAGCAUACACAAUCAAUUGUUUUCGUAUUAUCUGGGAUAUUCACCCUUGUGGGAUGACAUCACGUGAAACGCACGUAGACGAGAUUGAGAGAUGUCAAGUAAGUUUCCAGAAUGUAAGUAGAUUCUAGAUGCGCAAGAUGAGCGUUUAGUAAAUUGCUACUGUAUAUAAAUAUUUUCUAGAUGUCUUUAUUUGCUUGUGGGUGUAUUCAUCAAGGUCUUGAUCCAAAGCGUUUUGGUAAUGAAUCUCGAGGAAGACUCGAGAUUUAUAUGUGUUUGGCUGCUCCAUUUGAUGAUUCGCGAAUAGUUGAAAGCACAAAGGUAUCAAUUAAAUCCUCCUUCAUGGAGAUAGUUUUUUCUCUGUGCAUUCAACAGAAGUGAUAUGCCAAGCUAAAGUUAUAUUCUUCUGUUCGGAUUGAGUAAACUGCCAACUCUAGCUUGCUGUUCUGCGAAAAUGUGCGAAAAGCACAAAGCAAACCAGCGUUUGUUAAGCGACUUCGGUGCCACAUGUAAUUAAUUAAUGUAUUCUUUGCCUGUUGAGGCGUUAAAUUUGAUUGUUGUGUGUGGUUAUCUCUGUCCAUUGAGGUAAAUAUCUAAUUCAGCUGAUAAUUAUUUUGACCAUGAGUCACGUUUGUCACUUAAUGCAAAAGAAACGCUUGGAACCAUAUGGAUUUAAAAUGUAAAAUCAACUGUAAAAUCAACUGUAAAAUUAUUAGAUUUUUGCCAAGCAUAGGCUACCAUCGAGUCCAAUUGUUUUUAAGCACCACAUUAAACCUGUUAAUAUUCAUGCGUUGAUAUCUUCGCACCUCCAUUCGCAAAUCGGCAGAAAUAUUGAAAAGUAGACAGAGUAGAACAGCCAAACACAUAAUUUAAGAUAUUUAAUAUCUUGCACUCCUUGGGAUUCAUUACUUAACCAUUCAUGGCAUUGAUGAAAUUAUUUCCACGGAUAAAUAAAGAUAUGUAAAAAAUGUAAACGAGCAAUUACUAAAAACUCAGGCCUGCUUGCACAGUGGAAAUUUAACCGAACGACUUUCCUUUUUUGUUUCACAAAUACACAGAAAUAACAUAUUUUUGUUUUAAAAGGCUAUUACCCACCCUUAUUCUCACAGGUCAUUUUCAUUUUCUUCACUUUAUAUAUUUUCAAAUUGUAGUCUCCGUAUUUUCUUCCAGCUUUGAUGCCAGCACUUUCUUUCAAAUUGAAACUCCGAGUUUUGGAUUAUUACAUAUUAUAUUGAAUAUGUUUCUGGGAAACUGCCCACCCACCCGUCCCUUAAGCCAACAUUUUGCUCAAAGUGAGAAGUACAUCUGUAAGUGUUAAUGUUGACUUAGGGGAGGGGAAUGUGGGUAGUUUCCCAGAAACUUGUAAUGAUCCAAUCUUUUUUUUACCCUGGGCAAAUGACCCUAAGGCUAAGGUAUUUGUUCAGUCUAGAAAUACAUGUAAGAAAUAACCCGUCUAAACAAGGAUCAUAAUGAACUUGAAUUUAAGCUUUUCCUUUGGAUAUUAACAAGCAGUUAUCACAUUUUUCUUGCCUGUAUCCAUUGCGUAGUAGUCAUAGAUGACAAGGUGACUUGCAAUUGACCCAUGCCCAUUGGAGAAGUGAGUUUAAAAUGUUACUUACCCAGAAAAAAAAUAAUUUAUACUCAUCACCCAGAUAGAGUUUUUUUGUCAAGCUCUGCUUAAGGUUCUAAGGGCUGAUCUGUCCCACAUGACAUUUUGAAUAUUGGGCCAUUCACAAAAACUGCAGACUGUAUGAUUGCUUUAGAACUGAAUUCACUGUGUCAGUGCCCAUGUGUCCUGAUCUUAGUAAUGACUGCAUGAACACAUUUGUUCAUAGUUUUCUGAGAUAGGCAGUAAAUGAAGUUUAUUUAUUUGAUUAUUUACUUAAAUGCAACCCCAAACUUUGUUGCAGAUCGUGGCAUUCUCAUGACUUUUGGAAGUGGUACACAUGGUUCAUUGGGGCAUGGUAACUAUAAUGAUGUUUUACAAGCAAAGAUUGUGGAGGCUUUGAUUGGAUUUGAAGUGGAACAGGUACCAUCUGUGAUGUCUAAUUACAGUUACAGUGUAUGACCAACAAUUUAGUGGCAGAUCUAUGUAAGGAAAGGGGGCUGGGGGCCCCACGUUAUGUAUAAGCCUGACUGAGGCCCACAGGGCCAAGAAAAAAUUGUUUUCAAGAAUGCCCAGCAUGCAAAGGAAGCAGUUUCCAAUAGCUCGUGGCUAUAGAUUUUGCUACUGGGCUAGUGAGUUCUGUUCUUAACUUGCUUGACGGACAAGAGAAGUUUUGGGGGAAUCCAAAAUUACAGAGGAAUUAGUAAUCAUAGCUUGUUAUUAUUUAUUUAGUUAUUUAUUUGCAGGCUGGUUGAAAUGACUUUUCGGCUAGGACAUACUACAACCUUUAACUGCAUGUACAUAAAACUGACUUAUCUUAGGGACAGGACGAGCAGGCCCCUCACUAAAUUUAAAGAUCCAAAUCUGCCAAAACUUCAUUAUUUCUAGGGUGAUUGGAGUGUGCUAUGCAAAGUUAAGCACUGACUAAGGGUAACAAAAAUGAGUUAACGUUUUGUUCUUGGAAAUCGUGUUCCUGCAACAUAACCUGCGAUUACUUUUUUGUGUGUCUGUAAGGAGACUCUCCCCCUUUAUUUUGUUAGAAAACAUAGUGUGUAGAUUCGUUAUUGUGAUCUGUCGUUAAAAUCUGUAGGUAUCCUGUGGCUCUGCCCACGUGAUGGUUGUAACAACUGACCGCGAGCUAUUUGCCUGGGGACGAGGAGACAACGGCCGUUUGGGGCUUGGAAACCAGCAGUCAUACCCUCUACCUCAACCCGUGGGCCUGGAACCUGGCUUCACGGCCAAAGCUGUCAAAUGUGGUGUGGAUUGCUCCUUUGUUCUGGCCCUCAACUACAGGUUGUUGGCUUGCGGUAGCAACAGAUGCAACAAGCUGGCCCUGGAUAGCAGUCAAAACACUGUCGAGGAAUCUCAGACAUUCACACCUAUAACUGCCCGGCUGCUGACGGCCGAUCAUGUCAAAGCUGUUACCAUGGGAACAUCCCACGCCGCUGUGCUGACUGCCAGUGGUAAAUGCGUGACAUUUGGCUCCAACUCCUUUGGGCAGCUAGGCUAUGACCGCGCGGUGUCCUCGCGUGAACCCCAGAUUGUACACGCCUUAGAGAACAAGCAAUUGACUCUAGUGUCUUGCGGUGACACAUUUACAGUCGCAGUAAGCGAUGAGGGUGAAGUGUUCUCGUGGGGUAAAGGAUCGCGCGGACGGCUGGGGUACCAAACCGACGAGGACUGUUCUACACCCAAAUGCUUGUCUCUGCCAUUAAAACUCAAGGUUUUGUCUCUUUGUUCAAGCCACUGCUCCACAAUGCUCUGCGGAAAAGUGCUGUAAUCACGUACUGACAUUUUGACUGCCAACUGUCCUGGCUUUCAGCUAAUUGUAAGGGGAUAAACUAUCGAUGGCCUUUAUCUAAAAACCAUGUGUAUUAGGGCAACAUGAGCUUGUGGGGUAGUUUGAAUUUAGCUAACUCAUGUUAAUAAGAAUCUAUAAAACUAAUGAUAUUUACAAACAACAUAUUAAAACUAAAAGUAGAUGCGG
This is a messenger RNA of Porites evermanni, 6571 nucleotides long. Lineage: Eukaryota; Metazoa; Cnidaria; Anthozoa; Scleractinia; Poritidae. The record is from the annotation of a GenBank genome assembly.